CCCGGGCCAGACCGGGACAAGGCCAUGUGGCUGCACCUGGCGCUGCUGGCCCUGGCCUGGGCGCUGGGCUGGCUGCUGCGGGACCGCCGCACGCUGCCCACGGUGAGCGACAAGCACGUCUUCAUCACGGGCUGCGACAGCGGCUUCGGCAACCUGCUGGCCCGGCGGCUGGCCCGGCGCGGCUACCGCGUGCUGGCCGCCUGCCUGACCCCGCAGGGCGCCGAGAGCCUGCGCGGGGACAGCGCCGGGGGACACCUCAGGACCACCCUGCUGGACGUCACCUGCUCCGACAGCAUCCGCAGGGCCGCCGAGUGGGUGCGGAGGGAGGUGGGCGACAAAGGGCUGUUUGGGCUGGUGAACAACGCGGGCGUGGCCAACCCCAUCGGCCCCACGGAGUGGAUGGACAUGGAGGACUUCCGGCGGGUCAUGGCCGUCAACGCCUUCGGGGCCAUCGAGGUGACGCUGCAGCUGCUGCCGCUGCUGAAGCGCGCGCGGGGCCGCGUGGUCAACACCUCCAGCGUGCUGGGCCGCGUCUCCGCCAACGGCGGCGGCUACUGCAUCUCCAAGUUCUGCAUCGAGGCCUUCUCCGACAGCCUCAGGCGGGACAUGCGGCACUCUGGGGGCAAGGUCAGCAUGGUGGAGCCAGGCUUCUUUGGCCAUGCCCUGACCCCUUCUGACCCUGUCCGUGCCUCAGUUUCCCUGUCCCCUCACGUCCCCGCUGGCCCUGUCCGUGCCUCAGUUUCCCCGUCCCCCCCCAGACGUGCGGGUGCAGCGGCUGCUGCUGUCGCGCUGUGCGACAGGGACCUGGCCAAGGUGACGAACUGCAUGGAGCACGCGCUGCGGGCGCGCCACCCGCGCAGCCGCUACAGCGCCGGCUGGGACGCCAAGCUGCUCUGGCUGCCGGCCUCCUACCUGCCCUCGGCCCUCGUGGACCUGGCCCUGGCCCUCGUCCUGCCCAGGCCGGCCCAGGGCGGCCGCUGAGAGACCCCAGACCCAAUUGAAACCCCCCAGACCCGAAUUAAACCCCCCAGACCCGAAUUAAA
Molecule: messenger RNA, 1043 nt
Organism: Onychostruthus taczanowskii (white-rumped snowfinch)
Lineage: Eukaryota; Metazoa; Chordata; Aves; Passeriformes; Passeridae
Gene: RDH5
Product: retinol dehydrogenase 5
Source: RefSeq, a predicted model, not a curated record